Molecule: messenger RNA, 834 nt
Organism: Penicillium bovifimosum
Lineage: Eukaryota; Fungi; Ascomycota; Eurotiomycetes; Eurotiales; Aspergillaceae
Product: U1A/U2B'/SNF family RNA-binding protein
Exons: 3
Coding region: 1-834 (277 amino acids)
Biological process (GO): mRNA splicing, via spliceosome
Cellular component (GO): U1 snRNP
Molecular function (GO): U1 snRNA binding
Source: RefSeq, a predicted model, not a curated record
AUGGCAGCCGUAUCUGCACCUCCUAUUCCCCCUAAUGCGACAGUCUAUGUGCGCCGGUCCCUCCCCCUCUAUCAUAUCAGCACCGCGCUUUCGCAAUACCGCUCACGUACUGACAGUUUCCUUCUGCAUCAGGUCAAGAAUUUAGACGAACGGAUUAAAGUUGAUCAGUUAAAAUCCGCCCUGGAGGAGAUUUUCUCAGAGUAUGGAAACAUUAUCGAGGUCGUCGCGAAGACGAACCUGAAGGCCAAGGGCCAGGCCUUUAUUGUCUUCGACAAUGUCGAGUCCGCUACCCGCGCAAUCGACGAGAUCAACGGCUUCGAUCUCUUCGACAAGCCCAUGGUGCUGGCCUAUGCGAAGACACCAAGCGACGCGACAGUCCAACGGGAAGGUGGUAGUGAGGAGCUCGAGGCUCACAAGCGCCGACGUCUAGCGGAGAAGGAACGGAAACAAGCCCAGGAGGCCCUCGAAGCGCAGAAAAAACUCAAGCGUCCCGCUGUCGCUGCAGAACCCGCACGUCCAGCCAAAACCACCAAAGGUGCCGGUCUCAAGCCUACCACGGGCACUCCCGCCGCCGUCAUUCCGGACGAGUACCUACCGCCCAACAAGAUCCUGUUCUUGCGGGAACUGCCCGACGAUGCUACCGAGGAGAGUCUCACUGCUGUGUUCAACCGGUUCGAAGGAUUCCAGGAAGUCAGAAUAGUGCCUGGGCGCAAGGGGAUCGCAUUCGUCGAGUACCAGAGCGAGGCUGGGGCAAUCAGUGCCAAGGAGGCUACGUCGGGUAUGUCCAUGGGCGCCCAAGGCAAGGCCAUCCGUGUUACCUACCAGCGACAGUAG